Molecule: messenger RNA, 1741 nt
Organism: Mollisia scopiformis
Lineage: Eukaryota; Fungi; Ascomycota; Leotiomycetes; Helotiales; Mollisiaceae
Product: cholinesterase
Exons: 1
Coding region: 1-1683 (560 amino acids)
Source: RefSeq, a predicted model, not a curated record
AUGCGUUGUCUUAUGCCCCUGGCUCCAUGCUUCAUCUCCUUGAUCACAGCUGCUCCUACCCUGGAGAAGCGAGCAUCUCCAACUGUCUCCUUGGAUUAUGCAACAAUCGUAGGAUCCAGUCUCCUUGGAAUUGAUUCAUUCAAAGGCAUUCCAUAUGCUCAACCUCCAGUUGGAAGUCUUCGACUCAAGCCACCACAGCCGAUUACUUCGAAUUUGGGCACGAUUCAAGCAACGGGCACUCCUCGUGCAUGUCCACAAUUUCUCACUUCGACCAACACCAGUGCCAUACCAAACGAUGUAAUCACCGAGGUAUUGGACACUGGAUUCCUUCAGGCGCUGACAGACACUGGAGAAGAUUGUCUCACUGUCAACCUUCAAAGACCAUCGUCUGCUUCUGCUGGUUCGAAGCUACCAGUGGUUUUCUGGAUGUUCGGAGGUGCUUUUGAGUUUGGAUCAACGCAAACCUAUGAUGCGAGUGAGCUGAUCACUACAUCAGUGACUCAAGGAAAAGAUAUCAUUUAUGUUUCAGUCAAUUACCGUCUUGGUGGAUUCGGCUUCCUCCCCGGAGCAGAAAUCUUGAAAGAUGGCUCUGCAAACCUUGGACAUCUUGAUCAACGCCUGGGCUUGAAAUGGGUUGCCGACAAUAUUGCAAAGUUUGGAGGCGAUCCCAGUAAAGUGACCAUCUGGGGCGAAUCGGCUGGAUCUAUUUCCGUUUUCAACCAGAUGUCACUCUACAAUGGGAACAACACCUACAAGGGCCAACCUUUGUUCAGAGCUGCUGUCAUGGAUAGUGGGAGCGUAGUACCAGCAGAUCCUGUCGACUAUCCUAAAGGCCAAAGCAUUUACGACACUGUAGUGGCGCACGCCGGUUGUGGAGCUGCUUCAGAUACACUUGCCUGUCUUCGAACGGUCGACUAUGAGACAUAUCUGCAAGCAACAACAUCCGUUCCUUGCUUCACCGAUUACCAAUCUGUUGCACUCUCAUAUCUCCCAAGACCUGACGGUGUAGCAUUGACACAAUCGGCUGAGAUCCUUGCCCAGAACGGACAGUACGCCAAGGUUCCGUUCAUUAUCGGAGAUCAAGAAGACGAAGGCACUUUAUUCUCCUUGGUGCAGUCAAAUAUCAGUACAACUGAACAGCUGGUCGAUUAUCUGAAAACAAUCUAUUUUGCAGACGCAACAAUUGAGCAAGUUCAGGACCUAGUUGCGACUUACCCGGAUGAUCCUUCCGCCGGUUCGCCUUUCAACACUGGACUACUCAACAACAUCUAUCCUCAAUAUAAGCGCAUUGCGGCUAUACUCGGAGACUUGACUUUCACGCUCACUCGACGAGUCUUCCUCAACAUCGCUUCAUCUGUCAACCCCUCAAUUCCAACGUGGUCAUACCUCGCAUCCUACGGCUACGGGACACCAAUUUUAGGGACCUUCCAUGCUUCAGAUAUUCUGACAACAUAUGGAAUUACUCCAGACUUUGCAAGUGCCACUAUCCAGAGCUUUUACCUCAGUUUCUUCAACACGAUGGAUCCGAAUGAUGGAACUGUUGGACUACCAACUUGGCCUAAGUGGAGUCAAGGCAAUCAGUUGAUGAAUUUUCAGGCUGUUAGUAAUACAUUGCUUGCGGAUACUUUCAGGAAUGAUAGUUACGCUUUCAUAGCUGCUGCGAAAAGCUCAUUACACAUUUGAAGAGCGUAAGGGGUCAGAGAAUCCGGAGCUCAAGUAUAAUUUAAGAUCUUAAUCGAAG